Molecule: messenger RNA, 1635 nt
Organism: Plectropomus leopardus (leopard coralgrouper)
Lineage: Eukaryota; Metazoa; Chordata; Actinopteri; Perciformes; Serranidae
Gene: dnajb6a
Product: DnaJ heat shock protein family (Hsp40) member B6a
Molecular function (GO): Hsp70 protein binding
Source: RefSeq, a predicted model, not a curated record
CCAGAAACAGGACGUUGCGUCUAAUCUGAGAAUCUGCAGAUUGCUGAACAUGAAUAAACCUGUGUAGCUUCUGACACCACCUAACAAAAUAUACGGUGUCUCUGUCCUCCAUACCCGCUGAGAGCACGAACAGCUGGACGUAAACAGGGUCCAUCACACUCACUCAAGUUUCUCCCUUCAUCCACUCAUCAUGGUGGACUACUACAAGGUGUUAGGUGUGCGGAGAGACUCAUCUGCAGACGACAUCAAGAAAGCCUACAGAAAGCUGGCGCUGAGGUGGCACCCUGAUAAAAACCCCGACAACAAGGAGGAGGCUGAGAAGAAGUUCAAGGAGCUGUCCGAGGCGUAUGAAGUCUUGUCUGAUGCCAACAAGAGGAGCAUAUAUGAUCGUUAUGGCAAGGAGGGACUGACGGGCAGCAACGGAGGGAGAGGGGGCCAUUUCCACAACGGAGAUCAUUUCCACGAACCGUUCACAUUCCGCAACCCAGAUGACGUCUUCAGGGAAUUCUUCGGAGGCAGUGACCCAUUCGCAGACUUUUUUGGUGCAGAUCCAUUUAGUGAUGAUCCGUUUUUCGGCAGCGGCCGGCGGCACCAGAGUCGAGCAAACCGCAGUCACCGGACAGGUGGCUCGUUUUUCGGGGGCUUUGUCGGUUUUCCUCCAUUUGGUGCUGGCUUCUCACCAUUUGAUCCAGGAUUCAGUUCUUUCAGCUCCAUGAGCCCCAUGGGUCACAUGGGUCACAUGGGUCACAUGACAACCAUGGGCAGUCUUGGAGGUGGAGGCUUCACCUCUUUUUCAUCCACCUCUUUUGGGGGAGGAGGUGGAGGAGGGAUGGGCAACUUCCGCUCUGUGUCCACCUCCACCAAGAUCAUCAACGGCAGGAAGAUCACCACUAAAAGGAUUGUGGAGAACGGUCAGGAGCGGGUGGAGGUGGAGGAGGACGGGCAGCUGCGGUCUUUAACCAUUAACGGUAAGGAGCAGCUGCUGCGACUGGAACACAAGUAACGACAGACGCAUGGUCUGCUGCAGAAGUGUUACCUCAGCACAAACAUACCAACAAACUUGAGCUCCAAACAGAAGGAGAAAAAAAAGCAACAAAACAAUGUAAUAAUAGUGCUCUACUGUUGUUUGGAUGUACAUACUUAGGUUGUGUUGAUUUCCCUCCUCAUGUCCUCUCCCUGCUGACUUUCAUUUGUUAACCGAUGAUUCAAAUUGGAGGGAUUUGGAUGCAGACUUUUCUAUGCAUUUUGUUAAUGUAUUUCUCAAUUGGAGCUGUCCUUAUAUUUUGGCUCAGGGUGGUGUUAUUGUUUCAGUGUUUGGGACCACAGUAUUGUUCUGAUGUGUAUGACCAGACCCCUCCUCCCAUGACUUUCUGUAUGCACUCCACUGUGUGUCGGUGUGUGUGUGCAGGCGACACACACUGUGUUCAGAAAACAAAGCAUGACUUUGCUUUUUUCAUCUGAAUAGUAAAAAAACAAAAGUGUUGAUUUGGCUUUUAAAAAGUGAGUAGAAUAACUGAUGCUUCUUCCGCCUCUCUGUUUACUGCUUGUCUAACCUCUUCUUAGUAAUAAUUCUUUUUUAUUAAAAAAAAUUAAAAUGCUGUUAGGAUGAGUUAUGCAAUUUUAUAUGUUCUAAUA